GACUCCACAAGUCGUUUCGACCAAUGAAUGUGAUUCAUUCAUGAUUAUGCCGGGCGGUAUAUAAGUUUAAUAAAACGGCAUUUUGACAUCUGAAACUGUUCAUUUGCCAUCGUAACUCAAUUCCCGGUGGUAGUGUGUUGAAUAGGUUAGCUAAGAAACAUUUUGGCACUAAUUUAAAUCGGAAUUAAAUUAAGAUGACGGAUCAAGGAUUUUUGAAACAACAACCAGGCUUCGCUACCGUUGCCAUACAUGCUGGUCAGGAACCUGAAAAAUGGAAUAGUGCUGCGGUAGUGCCACCUAUUACUUUGUCUACCACUUUCAAGCAACCGGCUCCAGCUGAGCAUACAGGCUUCGAAUACGGAAGAUCAGGAAACCCAACAAGAAAUACCUUGGAAGAAUGCCUUGCAGCGUUAGAGGGUGGAAAACAUGGUUUCACUUUUGCUUCUGGAUUAGGAGCGAUCACAACCGUAGCUAUGCUUCUUAAUCAAGGUGACCACAUAAUUUCAAUUGAUGAUCUUUAUGGCGGCACCAAUCGUCUUUUAAGGCAAGUUAUAACUAGACUAGGAAUAGAAGUAACGUUCACGGACAUCACGGUUCCUGGAAAUUUAGAAAAAGCUAUUCAAUCAAACACCAAGAUGCUCUGGUUAGAGACCCCGACAAACCCCAACUUAAAAGUUGUUGAUAUUGCUGCGGCUUCCAAAGUAGUCAAAGAGCAUGGUGAUAUUAUUGUGGUUGUGGAUAAUACAUUCCUCACAUGUUACCUACAAAAGCCGUUGGACUUCGGCGCAGACAUAGUUUUGUACUCAUUAACCAAGUAUAUGAAUGGACACUCAGACGUAGUGAUGGGAUCAGCAGCAACUAACGACGAUGCACUCGCGGAAAAACUUAGAUUUUUACAAAAUGCCAUGGGUGUGGUGCCGUCGCCAUUUGAUUGUUACCUAGUAAACAGAAGUCUCAAAACAUUGGCUUUGCGUAUGGAACGCCAUAAAGAAUCUGCUCUAAUAAUUGCUCAGUGGUUAGAAAAGCAUCCUAAAGUAACUGAAGUUAUGCAUCCAGGACUGCCUUCUCACAAACAUUAUGAGAUUGCCAAAAAACAAAUGACUGGGCAUUCUGGUGUCUUUAGUUUCAAACACUGCGGUGAUCUAAAAGAGUCAAGAAAGUUUUUAAGUUCUUUGAAAAUAUUCACUUUGGCUGAAAGUUUGGGAGGAUACGAAAGUUUGGCGGAAUUACCAUCGGUAAUGACACAUGCAUCAGUUCCCGAGAAACAGCGAGAGGAGCUCGGUAUCACUCAUUCACUAAUAAGGCUCUCAGUCGGUUUAGAAGACGUAGAAGAUCUCAUUCAAGAUUUAGAAAGAGCGUUUAGCGAAGCAUUUUAAUGACAUUAGUAUUUAUCUAAAUAAUUAUCAUUAAAAUACCUAUUUAAUUAA
Helicoverpa armigera (cotton bollworm) is the source of this 1427-nucleotide messenger RNA. Its product is annotated as cystathionine gamma-lyase. NCBI's taxonomy places the organism in Eukaryota, Metazoa, Arthropoda, Insecta, Lepidoptera, Noctuidae. Gene Ontology annotation, cellular component: cytoplasm. The coding region runs from base 195 to 1376 and encodes 393 amino acids. Gene Ontology annotation, molecular function: pyridoxal phosphate binding; carbon-sulfur lyase activity. The record is from RefSeq and is a predicted model, not a curated record. Gene Ontology annotation, biological process: transsulfuration. The transcript has 8 exons.